AUAAAAUAAAAUAUGUUCAGAAAUUUAUAUAUAACUCAAACCUAAUCCUCCCCCAAACAUAGAUAAGAAAACAUGGCUGCUACCAGAGUUGGCAACAUGGCUCUUCUCCUCGUAUUAUUUGGCGUUGUGUUGCUGGGGAACAAUAUGGCUCACGGAAUUGUUAGGCCUUGCCCUCUGAUCUGCUUGGGUGCGGAUUACAUGACCUGCACAUCUUCUGGUGCCGAGAAGCUUAGCCCAAGCUGCAACUGUUGCAUGGCCCCGAAAGACUGCACUCUUCACUUUGCUGAUGGAACUUCGGAUUACUGUGGAAAUUGAUAAUGUCAGUUUGACAUGCCUUAGAAGAUUGUAACUGCUUCUAUUCAAUAAUAGUCUGUGUAUAGACUGUAUAAAAGUUCUUCUAAGACUAGAUUAUACAUUAUAUAGCCGCCUAGGGUUUAGGUCCAAAUUCUCAUACCAUGUUACAAUAUAUGAGAAUACUAGAAUAAUAUUAUAUUGAAACUGAUUACCAUGAUUAGGAUCCUAACCCUAAUUGGGCUAUAUAAUAUAUAAUCUAAUAUUAACACUCCAAACAAAGUUUUUGGGUGUAAGAGCAUUUUUCACUGCUA
Molecule: messenger RNA, 605 nt
Organism: Cornus florida
Lineage: Eukaryota; Viridiplantae; Streptophyta; Magnoliopsida; Cornales; Cornaceae
Exons: 2
Coding region: 73-315 (80 amino acids)
Molecular function (GO): serine-type endopeptidase inhibitor activity
Source: RefSeq, a predicted model, not a curated record